AUGCAGUACGUAAAUGUCAAACCAAAUGAACAUUUAAUAAAUGUCAAUGGUGUUGUUUCGUGUUGGAUGUUUUACUUUGUGAAAAGUAAAAUAAUAUUAUGGGCGUAUGCUUUUAAAUAGUAAAUUUCAUAAUGAGUAAUAACAAAAAAGAAAGUCUAAAGAAGACGCUGGGGAUUUCGGAAUACCCGUGGAGUUCAGACGAUGAAGAUAAUACCAAUAUACAACCAGCCCAAGAGGCGAAUGCUGCAAAUUCAGUACGAAGGCAAUCUUCAGAGUCUCGACCGAGCAGUAGAAAUAAUAACAAUACAGCUGAAAUGAACGGUGGACAUCAUAGUCUCAAUGGUGGUGGUCAGGUAUCACCUACUGUAGCAAGAAAGCAGCAGAACAAACUGGAUAGAACUCUGUUUUGGUCCAUCAUCAACACAGGAAGAACAUCACCCCCUGCAUCUUCUCGGUACACCGAUCCAAAUCUCCCACGGUCGGCACCACAACUGCGGUCCUCCAGUUGCCGCGAGACUCGACCCGCUAUUGCCGAACAUCCGGCCGCGACCGCAGACAUACAACGCAUCCUCGCUUUCAAGAAGUUAACCCGCAGUCUGCAAAACUUUGCACAUAAACCUAACCACUAUCUGAACCCCGCUCGCCGCUUGUCUGCGGGUGCAAGUUCGCGCACUUUAUUUGGAUCGCAUUUUGGUGAUCAGACAAGGCGGAAUAACUCAUCGCGGUCUAAUCUGCACCGGCUACCUCUCACGCAGUAUAUGCGUUCCAGACACCAUAAUGGUUUUUUUGAAGAGCCUGAGGUUUCUCCCAGUACGAGUGUUUCUGACGUCAAUGAAGUCUUGAGCGUGGAAGAUCCGCAGCCGUCAUCGAGCGGCAUCCAGUUCCGCUCUAUACAGCAGCGGCAAAACGGGUCUCUGGACACCACUCAGACACUUCCGGAUCAUCAUUACGUGAAUGUUGACCAAUCUGAUGACGACGUAGAAGCAGGACAACAGUCAGCUCCCGUUGCUGAUCAUAGUGAUGAAAAUAACGCUGACGACGAGAAUGCUGAAGGAACGACCCCUAAUACAUCUGCUGGGGGCAUCUCGCUUGAAGAAGAGAUUGUGGAAGUGGAUGUGGCCGAAGAGACCGACGCUGCUCCGAAUGCUGACGCCGAGCCGGAUACUGCCGACGUCAAUAUAACCACUGUCAAUGCAGCUACUCCAAAUCCUGAAGAGGCCGCGGAAACUCCAAGACCGCCGUCGCUGAAGCGAAAGAGAGAUAGUAAUGAUGAAACCGCAGAACCGUACUCGGUGCACGAAUUUAAUCAGAGUCUGCUGCGGCUGCUGGAGUGCCCGGUGUGCCUUGAGUGGAUGGAGCCGCCCAUCUCGCAGUGCCGGCGCGGCCACCUGGUCUGCAGCCGCUGCCGCGCGCGCCUCGCCUCCUGCCCCGUCUGCCGGACCACGUUCUCCUCCGUCAGGAACAGGGCCAUGGAAGGGGUGGCGGAGAUGCUGCGCUACCCGUGCCGGCACGGCUGCGGGCGCGAGGUGCGGCUGCGGCGGCGCGGCCCGCACGAGGCCAGCUGCGCCGCGCGCCGCUACCACUGCCCCGCGCCGCCCUGCGCGCGCCACCCCGCGCUGCAGCACCACGAGCUCGCGCUCCACUUCCAGUGCAAACAUCUGCCAAUACUGAAAAUUGGCAGGAAACACAAGUUUUCCAUGAAAGUGAACACGGAGCAGCAUGACAACUGGGUCAUCAUGGCGCUGGACGAGUACUUUCACCUGCGUGUCGACGUAGACAUCCGCACGUGGGGCGUCAUCGUCUACGUCGCCUUCAUCGGUCCCAAGCGCAGGGCCAAGAAUUACACUUACGAGGUGCUUGUACAAGGACAGCAUAACGCAAGAAGUCUGAAGUACUCCCGAGCGACACACAGCGACCUCGAGAGCUCGUCACUCAACGUGAGCCGCCAGGACUGCUUCCACCUGACGCUCGACCAGGCACUCAACUUCCUUCGCUUCAAGAACCGUCAUUGCGAACCCGACAAGUUCUUAGACUUCGAUGUCGAGAUUAGCAAAAACCAAAAUGCCAACUUGCAGGAUUCGAAAGAUGAUUCCGAAUAAACUGUGAUUCUCUUUACUUUGAAGAAGUCACGGACCGAAUAAAAAAGAUAGAUAUCGCGCACUCUCAUAAAAUAAACAAAAAUUAAAGUGCAUGCUGUACACUACUUUAUGUUGCAUUGUAAUCUAUCAUUUUUAUUUUGUCUGUGCAAUUGUGCGAAUAUUAAUUUAGGCUUUAAUCAUUUACUUUUAAGUUUUUCUUUCGGGGCUAUCGUAAAAUAGUUUUAUUAGUUGUUAUAUUUUUUAUCUCUGAGAUUGCGAAAGAUGGUUGAUGCCUGAUAAAUUUGGCUGGAUUUAUAUUGUGUUAGUUUUGUUUUUGUUCUGAUAUCGCGAUCGCGAAAAGUUAAUCAUGGAACGCCUCCUAGUGUUGGCUGAUAUUAUUUAUUUAUGUUAAAUUAUUUUCAGUUGUCGAUUGAAUUUUGUAUGGCAGUAGAUUUACUUUACACCGUUCGUAAAACUUUUAGUAUUAAGGAUUUGUAAGCUUCCGCAAAAAGGAACAGUGAAUGUACCAACACAAUCACUUGCUUUGUGGUGGUUUUUUUUCUCAAUAGUGUCUUAGUACAUACAUACAUUCUUUACCGACUUAUUAUAUUCAUAUAUGCGUAGAUAUAGAAUGCUCAUUUUUCGAAUAACUAUGCAGUUAGUAUACAAUUAUGCUAAACGUCACGGUUGCCGGAUGUCCACCAUUAGCUGGUCAUAUUUAGCUUCAUCUAUGGUACUGAGUAUUCCAAGUUACCUAAAUAUAUAUUAUUCAAUUUACAUAAGUCGUUUAUUGAAGUUCAAAUCAACAUGUUACUGUAAUGAAAUAGGUUACUCAAGAAAAUGACCGGCUGAAGUAUAAGUCCGCCUUUCAUUAAAAUUAUGUCUGGUAACCAUAGUAUUAUAAGUGUGUAGAUUAGGGCUCAUGACUCAUCUCAUCAGCUAGUAGGUUUGAUAUUUAUAAAUCAUUGUUAUAAAGCAUUUCUAGUAUACUUUAGAAUGUAAAUACAGCAGUAAUCUUAAGCGUGGUAGGCACAACAACUGUCUACACCGACCAACAUCACUUUAUUUAUAACCAAAUCAUCUUUACAAUAAGAUCGGGAAUCAGAGUUUCGUUUUUAGGAAGUUGUUGUGCCGCCCAUACUUUUCUUAUACCUUUCAACUAUAUAUCAUUUGAAUAAGAUUGAAUAUUAUCUUGCAGUGUUCUUCAUCAUAUUACAUGUGUAGAGUAAUAAACCAAAAAAAUAA
Molecule: messenger RNA, 3323 nt
Organism: Trichoplusia ni (cabbage looper)
Lineage: Eukaryota; Metazoa; Arthropoda; Insecta; Lepidoptera; Noctuidae
Exons: 14
Coding region: 132-2099 (655 amino acids)
Biological process (GO): multicellular organism development; proteasome-mediated ubiquitin-dependent protein catabolic process
Cellular component (GO): cytoplasm
Molecular function (GO): ubiquitin conjugating enzyme binding; ubiquitin protein ligase activity
Source: RefSeq, a predicted model, not a curated record